GAAGCAGAUAGACAAAAUUGGCGAGAUGAGCGAUAGUAAAUCUGAUGGUACGUCCAACAAUUUGUUGGAGAGGAGCGAUUCGCUAACACCACCGGAAACACCAUUAGCCAACAGAGUUAGAAAUCAGUUAAGGAAUCUACGAAAAGCUUUACGGGAGAGUGUUAAUGAAACCUGUAACUCAGCAAUGAAUGCUGCUGGAAAAUUUCGCAGACCAAGCAGAGAAUCGAGUCCGAAUCCACUGCAAAACUUUCGACAAAGGGCUGGUUCAAAGGAUAUUUUUAAUUGUCCUGGAUGCUCUAAACCUCUGGCUCAACCAAAACUUCUUCCAUGUGCUCAUACUAUAUGCCAUCAAUGUUUAAAAACACUUGCUGAACAAACUGAAUUCAAAUGUCCAGUUUGCAAGAUGAACGUUCCUCCGGGAAGUUUCGAAGAGAAUCAUAUUGUACAAAGUCUUUUAGAUAUGUAUAAGAAAGUUAUUGGCGAAGGAGGUCAAUGUUCUAAUGAAGGCCUCGUGACUGGUACGCACGGUACCGCUGUGUCAAUCUGUCUGCAAUGCAGAGAGGAUUUGUGUGAUCAAUGUUCUCAGCAUCACACUCAAACUUCCAUAACUGCUUCUCACGAUGUCAUCCAACAUUCAAAAUUGAAUGCAGGCCAUUUUAGAGCAUUACAAAGAGAGAGAAGGAUGUUUUGUACAUUUCAUAAGGGCAAGGUUCUUGAUAUAUUUUGCAGGAACUGCAAAGAGUGCGUGUGCUCACAAUGCUUGGUUGGAGAACAUCAAAAGCACGAAUGUACUUCGAUAGAAGAGGCCGCUGAAAUAGAAAGAGGCAAAAUAAAAGAGGCGUUGUUACUUGAAGAAACAAAUGUAUCCGAAGCAUCAGUAGCUUUAGCCAGGGCUAAUGAUGAUCUAAAGAAAGAGAUGACCACAAAUUUAAGCCAGGUUGAACAAAUGGUAGAUUCUGUUGCAGAUGAGCUGAUUCAUACCUUUUCGAGAAGUGUCAAUAACAAGAGAAGAGAAUUGCUAUUCGUGAUAAAUAACUUUGAAAAGGAACAGAAAAGCCUUCUAAAGAAGCAUAAAAAUUCUUUAUUAGCUCACCACACGGCUGUUAAGAGUAUGCAGGAUUUAACAAGCUUAAUUUAUCAGCAUGGCAGCGCUGUAGAGAUAAUGAAACAUUCGGAAAAUCUACAACAAAAAGCUACUGAACUAAGAGAUCAAGGUUCACAGCUUAAGGAUGAAACUUGGAGGAGAAAAGUUCUAUUUUGUCAAGUGGAGGGAGAAUAUGUUCCAAAGCCCAAUUUAAUCGGUUCAAUAACUCAGGAUAAGUAUCCUAGCCCAAAUAGUUGA
Molecule: messenger RNA, 1342 nt
Organism: Dimorphilus gyrociliatus
Lineage: Eukaryota; Metazoa; Annelida; Polychaeta; Dinophilidae
Source: the annotation of a GenBank genome assembly